Messenger RNA from Cladocopium goreaui, 1501 nucleotides. Lineage: Eukaryota; Dinophyceae; Suessiales; Symbiodiniaceae. The record is from the annotation of a GenBank genome assembly.
AGCUUUGGCUUCCACCGCUCCCGUGCCAUCUAUCGGAAGCUCUCGUGCCAUUUAUCGGUACCGCAAUGAAGCUUUUUGCCCUCGUCGCAGUUGGCUCUGUCUGCACCGCCCUGGCUGUGGCCACAGGCAAGUCCAAGUCCAUUUCCGAAGGAGGUGCCCUGUCCAACGACAAGGGAGCCAGCCCCUGGCUGUCACUCCUGACCAAGAGUUGGGCAUUGCCUGGUGAAGCUCAAGAGGAACAGAGCAAGGGAUUGGAUGAUUUGGCCAACAGCGUCUUAGCACUGGCCAAGAAUCGUAAAAGCGGAGCCCCAGAUGCUGAGAUGAAGGCGGCGGUUGAUAGUAUCUCUCAGAUCCUUUCCGACAUGAAGGAUGCUGUGAGCACUGGCAACGUUGCAGCGCAGCAGGAGAUCACCAAGAAGGAAACAGCAUUGAAGAACUGCAGCAUUCCAAGUGAAACGAGCACGGCGGACUUUGAGGCCUCACUGCACAUCACCAUGAACGAUGUGCUCAACUGCCGUGCUGAGGAGAAGACAUACUACAGUGCCUACCAGUUCUGCAUGGCAGAGGAGGCUCGUUGCAGCAACACUACCGAGUGCUGUGUGGAUCUCAUCCAGCCCAAUCCCUACUGCUUGAGCCCUCCCAGCCCUCCAUCGCCCCUGUCCUUCCAGACCGAGUGCGAUGCCGCGUCCCGCUGUCGAGAGAAGGAUUUGGAGAACAAGUUGGCCUUUUUCGAACACAAACUGCAGGAGUACAAUGAUGCCGUGACUGCCUGUGAUCAGUCCCGCUUGGGCUGCAACGCCUCCUACGCUUGCUCCGUGAAGCAGGCAGCUUGGAAGGAGAAGCACUCCCAGUGCAACGGCAACCAGACCACCUUCGAACAGGCCUACUGCGAUUUGGCCGGAUCGCAGGAGGCUCAUUGGGACACCUACUCUGGCUGCCACGAUCGUAGCUUGAAGUCUUUGGAGGCGGAAGAACUGAAACAGGAGGGUUUGCUCACUGGCCGACGACAGGAAUGGCGUGGCUUGAAACGUAUUGAAUGCCUUCUGGGUGCUUUGACCGCCGAGGAUCAGACCGCCGCAUUGGAUGCCUGCAUCAAGAAGAACCACACCAUUGAUGCUGAAGAAGAACUGAAGCUCACGUAUCCCACCAAGGUGGGCUCCGUGCCGUCCAAGUCUACUUGCCAUGAGAAGCUGAAUGCCCCUGGCACCGCGUAUUUCUUGAAGACCUUCUAUUCCGGGGUGCCGGAAGUGCUGAUGCCAACCUCUCUGACCACCUACUACUGCGUCUCUGGCUUGAGCACCACCUACUGCCCUGUGGCCUCCUCCUCCCUGUCCUUGUUGGCCAAGGUCAACGGCCGCAUGCCGGUGGUGCCGCACAUCAAGUGAGCGACGCAGGACGCGACGCAAUCUGCGACCAUCGCCUUCACCGAGCGAGGGAACAAGCGCUGCAGUUUUCACCGUUUUGGCGCAGGGCUGGGCCCUACGUCCUCCCAAUACCGUUG